This is a messenger RNA of Ruditapes philippinarum (Manila clam), 2481 nucleotides long. Its product is annotated as phospholipid scramblase 1-like. Gene Ontology annotation, molecular function: phospholipid scramblase activity. Bases 748 to 1593 code for a protein of 281 amino acids. Gene Ontology annotation, cellular component: plasma membrane. The transcript is spliced from 10 exons. Gene Ontology annotation, biological process: plasma membrane phospholipid scrambling. NCBI's taxonomy places the organism in Eukaryota, Metazoa, Mollusca, Bivalvia, Venerida, Veneridae. The record is from RefSeq and is a predicted model, not a curated record.
CUUUGUUAUUCACUUACUAAAUUAAUGAAAUAGUAUUGUUAUUUGUAAUGGAAAUUGAACUUCAUUAAAAUCAAUAUACUGAAGUUGAAUACUACUUUCAAACAAAAAUAACCUAAAAAAUAAUAACAAUAGUUAUAGGCUUUCAAUUAUUCACAAAGGUAUUCAUUUCAGUAAACGUUUUCCAGGUUUUGUUCUAUUAUUCAUUCUUUCAUCGGUCGAUACUGUUCAUAAGUUUGACAUCCCGCAUUUGACUAAUAUUUACUUUAUCGUUAGGCGACAACUCUGCUCCAUUGUUUUUAUUGUUAAAUAUUGUAUUGUUUAGAUAUAUAAUCUGCUGAUCAUCAGACCCAGUGGACAGGAUACUUUUUUUAACUAUGUAUUCGUUGCGUGGUUAGAACCAUUCUUGGUAAAUACGUUGACUGAAAUAGUGUUAAUCUUUUACAUUUGCUGAUACUAUCGCUGGGCAUUGGUGUUGAAAUCGAAAGGGAAAAAUAGGAAAUUCGUCAAUGAUUAUUUAGAAGUCGUUUUGACAUUAUGUAAUUUGAUAAUUUAACAAGCUGGUGGUACACCAACAACAAAAAACAGGUAAACGGAAUAUCAAGUUAUAAGUGCCUAAAGAAACAUUAACAAAGGUUUUUUUUGCACUAAACUUGCAUUCAUCCGGAUAUAUUGUUUGUACGUAAGAUUGUAAUCAUUUCCAUUGGUGCUGUCCCCGAAUAUCGUCGUUGUAGUCAUCAAAAACAGAACAUGAGUCAAGAACAAUAUCCACCGACUGCAGUUCUUCCCGGACAUGUGCAACAGGUUCAAUAUGGGGUACCUCCUGCAGGUCAAUAUGGGGUACAGCCUUCGGUUCCUAUUCCGCCUGCUGCAAAUUUAUGGAUGCCUAAACCGGAAGCUUCUUUAGGUUGUCCACCAGGAUUAGAGUACUUAAGUAUUGUCGAAGAACUUAUGUUCAGACAGUUCAUGGAUAUUGCCCCAGGAAGAAUGGGUAUGCCAACAGUUGCUAACAGCUGGUACAAAAUUGAAAACUACAUGGGGCAGCAAAUUUAUUUUGUCACUGAGGAAACCGACAUGAGCGGUGUGUGCCUCCCAGGUCAACGAGGGUAUACGAUCCACAUAUCGGAUAAUGUUGGCAGCGAGGUUAUGAGGAUCUCUAGGAAACCCAUCUUCUGCUCAUGUUGUCCAUGUUGUGGCUGUUGUGAUCAUCUCAUUGAGGUAGAAGCUCCUGUUGGAAAUAUCAUUGGUUAUCUCAAGAGCCGGAAAAAUUUUAUGAGACCGGUAUUCGUGAUAACAGAUGCCUCCGACGAGGAUUUAUUUUCGAUAACUUUACCCAUGUGUGCAACGUCAUCACCGAUGUCACAGCAGCAGUUUACGAUUAAUUCUGCAGAAGAUCAGUCAGACGUUGCUACAGUCACUAAACAGUGGGGGAGAAUGGACUUUUAUUACAGACAGAAGGAUUUCAACCUUAAAUUUCCAUUAGAUCUCGAUGUGAGGUCAAAGGCAUUGCUAAUGGCAUCCAUUUUUGUAAUUGAUGCAAUCUUCUAUCCACAACAUCAAAUGGUACAGCAGAGGAGGAGGGGAAGAAGAAUGUGAAGGAAAGCAUUGGAAGUUCCAGACUAUAUAUUUGUAACGUUUAAUCCGUUUUAAAAAACACUCUCUAGCAAUGAUGCAAGACAUGUGUGAUUAUUUAUACCAUUCCCGACUGGGGAAUGAAUAUUUUAUAAUAUUUUAUAUUUGUGUGAAUGUACAUAUAAAAUUAGAUGACGAGUGAAUUUUUUGCAGAGAUAUUUCUUAAAAAAUGAUCUUUUAAAAAGAAACUUGUAAAAUUUCAAAUUCAUGUCGUUCACUUUCUUUUCUUUUCGUUUUGCCGAGGUUAACCUAACAAAUUAUAACAGAAACUUUACCAGUGACUCCAGUUUCAAAUUGCGCUGUUACAAUUAUAGUUAUAAAGUUAUCAUUUUCUCAGAAACGGAAAUAUUUUAACAAAUUAUAACAGAAACUUUACCAGUGACUCCAGUUUCAAAUUGCGCUGUUACAAUUAAAGUUAUAAAGUUAUCAGUUUCUCAGAAACAGAAAUAUUCUAAAUUCGUCCAUAACACAAUAAAUGCAACUGACCAUUCGAAUACCAGUGCAAUGUCUGUGAUUUCAUUAUCAAUAUUUCAGUCUGCCACAAUGACGCUUGUAAAGCAUUUAUUGAAUUGUAUCCUCAAAGCUUCAUAUAUGUAUGUACAGUUUUUAUUUGUUUGGGUCUUCAGACUCAAAGCAAAUAAUUCUAUGAUUACUUUUAUUAAAAAAAACCUUUGCUUUGCUUACUGUCAAAAUCACCCAAUAGUCCGUCUACAUUAAUUAAUUACAGUUUGCAUUAAUUUCUCAUCCUUCAGAGAAUAGAUAAAUAGUUCUCAACUGAUCAAAGAUUCAUUAUAUUAUGCAUAAAGAAGCAUUUGUAACAAACCAAUUUUAAGUAUGAUUGAAAUAAAUGCA